Molecule: messenger RNA, 1554 nt
Organism: Fonsecaea multimorphosa CBS 102226
Lineage: Eukaryota; Fungi; Ascomycota; Eurotiomycetes; Chaetothyriales; Herpotrichiellaceae
Exons: 2
Coding region: 1-1554 (517 amino acids)
Molecular function (GO): succinate-semialdehyde dehydrogenase (NAD+) activity
Source: RefSeq, a predicted model, not a curated record
AUGUCAUCUCUCGUCGCCAACAGCAUCUCUUCUAACAUGCCAUCCCUCAUCACCAACGGAACCUCUUCGGACUUGUCACCUCACGCCACCAACAGCAUCUCCUCUUCCGUCUCAGCUUUCGACUCAUCAUCCACCAUUCCCCUCUGGCUUGACGGGAAUGAAGUCAAAUGCAGCGACACAUUUGACGUUGUCUCUCCUGUUGACCACCAGAUUCUCUACAAAUGUUCUUCUGCUAGCGAGGAUGAUGCGACAAGGGCCGUUCUUGCCGCGGAGAAGGCGUUCAAAUCAUGGUCCAAAACGAAACCAGACACCAGAAGAGACAUCUUCCUUCGAGCUGCAGAUCUCUUGGAACAGAGAAGCAAAGAGCUGCAUCAUUACAGCCGAACUGAGAUGGGGAUGGCGGAAAUGGUGUCCAAACUGGAGCUCGGCCUAGCCAUCAAUGCGUGUAGAUGCGUUGCGGGCUUGAUUCAAGUGGCAACCACUUCAUCUAUGCCUGUCGUCGCUGAGGAGGACAGUAACGCUCUGUUGGUCAAAGAGCCAUACGGUGUCGUUCUGGGGAUUGCUCCAUGGAACAUUCCUUACAUCCUGGGCUUGCGUGCUUGCUUACAGCCGCUGGCUAUGGGAAAUACGGUGGUGCUGAAAGGUCCAGAACAUGCGCCGGCCGUCCACUGGGCCAUCGCCUCGGUGCUCCAUGCCGCUGGCCUUCCAGCAGGAUGUCUGAAUACAAUAUACCACCGUCCAGCCGAUGCUGCGAAGAUCACCAAUACCCUGAUCAGCCAUCCAGCAAUCAAGAAGAUCAACUUCACGGGCUCAACCGCCGUCGGGGCAAUCAUUGCUUCACAAGCUGGCAAAUACCUCAAGCCCACCGUCAUGGAACUAGGCGGUAAAGCCUCGGCCAUCGUCUGCGAAGACGCCGAUGUCCAAGAGGCGGCUUUCCAUUGCUCACGCGGCGCAUUUAUCAAUGCGGGACAAGUUUGUAUGUCUACAGAGCGGAUCCUCGUCAACGCCAAGAUCGCAGAUGAAUUUCGUUCCGCCCUCAAAGUUGCGAUGGACGAGUUGUUCAGUGACAAGGGUAUGCCUACACCCCAGCUUAUGAGCGCGGUGCCGGUCCAGAAGAACAAAAGACUCAUUUCAGACGCCCUCGGCAAGGGGGCUAGGGCUCUGUACGGCGACCCUGGCCAUUCUGAGGCUUCCAAGACUCAAAUGCGUCCCAUCAUCCUCGAGAACGUUGAGCCCCAAAUGGACAUCUGGUACACCGAGUCUUUUGGCCCGACUGUGUCUCUGAUUCUCGUGCAGUCAGACGACGAGGCCGUCACCAUUGCCAACGAUACUGAAUACGGCCUGUCAAGCGCGGUAUUUACCCGGGAUCUCCGGCGUGGUCUCCGCAUCGCCAGGGAAAUUGAGACGGGCGCUGUGCAUAUCAAUUCUAUGACUGUGCACGACGAACCGGCAUUGCCCCACGGUGGCGUGAAGGGGAGUGGCUGGGGGAGGUUCAACAGUCUCAAAGGCCUUGACGAGUGGGCCAGGACCAAGGCGGUGACAUGGAAAGACUGA